GAGAUUUUGUUUUAAUUUCAGGAUGGUCAUUUUUGUUUAAAAGGAGUAAAAAAAAACAAUAUUCUGCAGAGGAGCCAACUCUGAGUUGGGCCAUCUGUCAGGAGUAAAACAGAAGUGAUCCACCUUGAUGAAUUUAACAACAUCCACAUGUAAGAUCUCUAACUAAAUGCCUCUUUGCUAACAGCUUUCCUAAAAGCAAUAAAACUGCCAGCUAAAACUAGCAGUUUGUAAGUGUGCAGUGCACACCACAGGAAAGGAUGAGGUUCUAUAAUAAAAAAAAGGUUAGCUGAUCAAAUGUUAAAUAAAAAAAAAACAGCAACAGGAUAACAUAGAACUUGAAACUUUCUAAAAUAAGAUGAAAAAGAACAAAUAAUAGAUACAUUGUUCUAGCUGACAUGCAGGAUAAUGCUCCAACUAGAAAACAAAUUAGAAUAAUUAAUGAGGCAACACUGAAUGAUGAUAAAAUUUUUCAAGUAAAUAAACAAACCUAUUCUACCAAGAUCCUUGACAGACAGCUGCAAUUUUGACACAUGGAUAUUUCUCAAUGUGUCAACAGGGAGGAUUAUUACUAUAUUACUAACAAAUAUGGAUUAAAAAAUUAUGGAUUAAAAAUCUAAUUCUUACUUAAAAUUUUUUUUUUGUACUACAUCAGUGUUAAAAACAAUUCUCAAGGAAACAUGAGACCAAAAAGAGAAAAAUUCCCAAACCUUUCUUAUCCGUUCCAGACAAUGCAUAUGGAUUUAAGUGACCUUCACAAAGUGGGCCUUAUAAAUUGUUUGGUAAUGAUUGAUGCAUUUUCCAAAUGGGUUGAAACAGUCCCAGCAAAGCAUGCAGAUGCUUUGACAGUAGCUAAAGCUAUAUGUAAAACCAUUAUUCCAAUAAAUGGCAUACCAAACUAUUUAUAGUGAGAAUGGACCACAUAUUUUAAACAAGGUUAUACAAAAUAUGGCCACUCAUUAGGAAUAAGAUUGAAAACCGAUCAGUGCAGACCUAAUGAAAGAACAAAUGGAACAGUAAAAAUAGGUUAGUAAAAUAUAUAGAAACAACUAACAGGUUGUGGCCAGAAUGUUUAGAUUUGGUGAAGUUGCACAUGAGAAUUACACCCACACAGGAAGGACUAACACCAUUUGAAAUAAUUCAUGGAAGACCAUAUAGACUACCGAUGUUUUCUGCAGAUUUACAGAAAGCAGAUUAGGAGCAAACAUUGGCAGAUUAGAUGAUUAGGACAGAAAGAGGUGUCAAAUGCAAAUUUACUGCCCUCUGACUCUGCUCUCCCACAGGAAACCCCUCCCAUCAAGCCAGGAGACUGGGUGUAUAUCAAAGUCAUAAAAAGACAGAGCUGGGCCAGUCCACGGUGGGAGGGACCAUUCCAAGUGCUGAUCACCACACCAACUACUGUAAAGAUUGCUGAAAGUCUCAGAUGGAUACAUCUCAGUCACUGUAAGGUACAGAGAGUGUUAGACUUCUAGAAUUGAGUGAGAGGAAGUCGGACUACAAAGGGAAUUUACAAAUUUAGAGGUAAAUUGUCUCAAAGUCCGUGAAGCAAUCAACAGAUUCUCACUCUUUUAGCCUAGAAGUUUUGACAUCUCUGUAUUCUGAGCAGCAAUGGGGUCUCCACAUGCCAGGUGGAUCCUCUACUGUGUUGUGACUGCAGCAUGUCAACUGUUUUGCAGAGGGAGUGAUCUCACUCUCAACAGGAUAAGGAGAGAAGCAGACAUAUCCUCCCUCUAGACUCAUCCACAUGACUACAGCACCAACUUGUGAUGGCAACUGAUGAACAGGACUGCAUAUGAGGGAAAUGAGACCAACUGCUAUGUGUGUGCACAGCUACCCUACUCCACACACAACUUUGGUCUGAGACCUGGAAACAUAACCAAACAACAACAACUUUGUGACACCAUGCCCCUGCUACAGAUGAACCUCCGACUACCAGAAGUAAUCACUUUGGCAGACUUUUCCAACUGUGACGCCUUCCAAGCGAUGAACCACGCCAGCACUGGCUGUUCCAAAAGAUGGAAGUCUGACCACAGUUAUACCAGAGUUAACCUUCUCAAGGUGAGGAAAUUCGAUAUCGACAGCAAGACCAGAGGACGUCAAAACUUCACUUUCUGCAGCACCAUCGUUCCAGGGAACAGAGGAACCAGGACAAUGGCAGACUGGUACUUUCUGCAUACUUAUGCUUCUCUUCCCAGGAACUGGGGAGAACUGUGCACCUUGGUUCCUCUCUCCAGCCCAGUGACUUUCCUGAAAAGGCUCCGGACGCUCACAGCCAUGGACACUACCGCACUAGAAGAGACAUCAUGCCGAAAGUCCAAAGAUGGGGAGGUCUUACUACGAACUCUGGAGUUCCUUGGAAAUUCAAGAUCUAGGGCGCGGAGAGAAGCUUAUGCAAAGCCUAUUCCCAUGGGUGGGAGUAGCUGAAGUUCAUGAUCACGUUGAGAUCAACAGGUACGCCUUGCUGCGCCUCAUCAACAACACAUACCAGCUAGCUAACGGCACUGCAAAAGAGCUGACCAUGUUGAGAAACAUGGUUCUGCAAAACCGUGUUGUGUUAGACUUUCUCACAGCCUCUCAAGGAGGUGUCUGCAAGAUCAUAGGAUCAGCAUGCUGCACAUUCAUCCCUGAUGAAACAGGAACUGGAGGAACUAUUCAUGAUGCCCUACAUGAAUUGGAAGAGCUUCAGGACUAUGUGAACAGUGCAACUCAGGGGUCACAACCCUUUGACUUUGUUUCUUGGUUCACCUCUGGACCAUGGUGGCAGCUUUUGUUAAAGAUUGGAACACCCAUCUUGACUGUACUGAUCCUAUUCUGUCUUUUUACAACCUGCAUCCUUCCAUGCCUUCGUAGCAUGAUGCUUAAGACAUUCAACACUGCUCUGAUCAGCUAUCAGAUGGUCAGGGUAACCUCUAACACAGAUGAAGACUACAUUUUGCUCCAGAAGAAUGAAGAUGAAAUGAAAAUAACAACAUGUGACAAUGUCCUGUAAUAAAUAAACAGAUUAAAUCAUUUGCUUAAUGACUCCUACACUGAAAAUGUGAAAACAAGUGGUGUUAGUGACGAAAAUAUGCAUUUGGUUUUUGGUUUUCUUUGUUUUCUUUACUGUUUUUCUUAUACAUUAUAUUCCUUUAUAUAUUAAUGUAGUAUGUAUCUGUAUUCUAAAAAAAAAAGAAAAGUGUAAUCAAUUUUCUUUGCUUUUUUUCCUUUUCUUUUCUUAUAUUUUGCAUAAUCUUUAUGUAACAAUGAUAAAAAGGAGGGAAAUGUUAGGAUAAUUAUGUAUUGUUAUCAUUCUUACAUUUGUAGAUUUACUAGUUUGUUUUUCAUUUAUAUGUUUAGUAUUCACACCCUAGAAAGGAGUAGUUGUUAAAUUGUGUGAAAGAUAAAACUUGCUUUCUCCUUAGACCUUGAAACUGCAGCUGCUCUCUAAAUCUAGGGAUACUCCUUAAAGGGCCUGUGUGUUAGUUCCUGUGUUAUCUUUCUCUAUCUUCUUUGAGUUAUUACCUUCACAUUCCAUUCCUGCUCUGUUCUGUAAUAAAAGACUUGUUCUGAUGCAGGGAGUCAGAACGCAUGGUGAACACCUUGGAGAAGUGGUUUGCUAUGUUUUCUCCUUCUGCAGAAGCUUGGUUGAAAACUCAUAAACGUUGUCUGUGG
This is a messenger RNA of Gambusia affinis (western mosquitofish), 3648 nucleotides long. RefSeq lists its product as uncharacterized. Bases 1774 to 2421 code for a protein of 215 amino acids. The record is from RefSeq and is a predicted model, not a curated record. The transcript has 2 exons. NCBI's taxonomy places the organism in Eukaryota, Metazoa, Chordata, Actinopteri, Cyprinodontiformes, Poeciliidae.